Molecule: messenger RNA, 4855 nt
Organism: Cataglyphis hispanica
Lineage: Eukaryota; Metazoa; Arthropoda; Insecta; Hymenoptera; Formicidae
Product: RNA helicase aquarius
Exons: 15
Coding region: 96-4442 (1448 amino acids)
Biological process (GO): mRNA splicing, via spliceosome
Cellular component (GO): catalytic step 2 spliceosome
Molecular function (GO): helicase activity; mRNA binding
Source: RefSeq, a predicted model, not a curated record
UGAUUGCAUACAGUUGUAUGUUGUAUUACAUGUGCCGGUGGAUAAAGUGAGGUUAAUGUUCGCUUAUAAUUAAUUGAUUACAGUUUGUAAAUACGAUGGAGAAUCAAAAUGCACCGCCUAUCAAGAGCAAUAAUCCCGCUCCGACUGUAGAACAGAUCAAUGCGGACAGAAUCACCCAGCUUGCGAAUAAAUAUUGGGCGCCGCACACUACAGAUACGCAUCUAUCGUUCAAACCUCAGAUAGUGGAAGAUAUCUAUAUACAGGAAAUAUGCGCCUCCAAAUUCUCCAUUCGAAGAAUCAUGAUGUUGGAGUUCAGUCAGUAUCUGGAAAAUUUUCUCUGGCCGAAUUACAACGCGGAGAAUGCAACGCGAGCCCAUACCAUGUCCAUUGUUGUCAUGGUAAAUGAGAAGUUUAGAGAGCGAGUGCAAGUUUGGGAAGCAUUUGAAAAGAAUCCAACGCACUUUCCUGGAUUCUUCCAAAAAGUUCUUGAAGCAUGUUUAGAAGAAAGCAUAAUGGACUUUGAUUUAAAGGAACAGACAGCGUUGAUAGUGUUUUUAAAUCAUUGUUUCAAUUCCAUGGAGAUAUUAUUAGUUAGAGAGGAAGUUAAAAGAUUGGUAUCUCUGUCUAUGUGGAUUUCUUUGCAACACGGUAGAAGAGAACUUGAAUUUAGAAAGUUUCCGAAAUGGAGGAAAUAUUGGAAGGUUAUAAGAAAGAAGGAUAAUCCAGAACAAAAGGAGAAACUUGAGUGGGAACGCAGAUUUUUGCACAAGCUCAUGAUAAAAUUCAUGACAAUAUUGGAGACAAUUCCCGUAGAAGGACCUGUACUUCCGGACAAAGUGCGAUACUGCGAAAGAUUUUUGGAAUUGAUCAUUGAUCUUGAAGCUUUACUUCCCACUAGACGUUUUUUCAAUACUGUCAUGGAUGACAAUCAUCUAGUCGUGCGUUGCCAGUUAUCUAAUUUAUUACAUCGUCCAGAGGGAAGUUUAUUUGGACAGCUUCUGGAAAUGCUCAAGUUCUACGCCCGAUUCGAGAUCAGCGAGGAGACCGGCAACCCAUUGACGGAUCACGACAUGACGCAGUUACACUACGCUAAAAUCACGUCUCUUCAAAAUGCGGUUUUCUUGAAAUUUCCGGACCUGAGAAGCUUCGCGUUGGCCAACGUAGCCAGUGUCGACAUCAGGGACGCUCUUUACAAGCAUUUUGGUUCGCUCAGCCAGGAAAAACUGAGAUCUAUCGCGAGUUAUUUGAAUUUAGUGCCGCCGAAGGAACGAGAAAAGGAGGAGAAUUGGUACCGUCUAGACAUAGAGUUUUUGCGCGAACUGCUGAUAUCGCGACACGAGCGUAGGCCGUCGCAACUUGAGGAGUUGAAUGAAAUGCCCCUCUACCCUACCGAAGGCAUCAUCUGGAACGAGAGCAUCGUCCCGACCGAAUAUUUUUCUGGCGAGGGCUGUCUGGCUCUGCCGAAACUGAAUCUGCAGUUCCUCACGUUGCACGAUUAUCUCUUACGCAACUUUAAUUUAUUCCGCUUGGAAUCCACGUAUGAAAUACGACAGGACAUCGAGGAUGCCGUAAGCAGAUUGAGUCCUUGGCGGGCUGAAGACGGCGGCGUUUACUUUGGCGGAUGGGCCAGAAUGGCACAACCUAUUACACAAUUUGCCGUAGUCGAGGUAGCCAAGCCUAAUGUCGGCGAGAAUAGGCCAUCGAGGGUACGCGCCGAUGUUACUAUAAAUCUCAGCGUUCGCAAAGAGAUUAAAUCCGAAUGGGAGAAUCUUCGCAAGCACGAUGUGUGCUUUCUCAUCACAGUCAAACCACCGAAUCCUAUUGGCACGAAGUAUACUCACAAGCUCCCCUUCGUACCACAAGUGGGUCUAAUGACAGUGCGAGGGUGCGAGGUCGAAGGUAUGCUCGAUUCGAAUGGCAGAGUGAUAGAAGAUGGCCCUGAGCCGAGGCCAAUUCUACCAGGCGAUUCGCGAACCUAUAGAGUAUGGUUGGACUGCAAUCAAUAUCGGAUCGAUAUGGACAACGCGAGUCACGGUGGCGAGGACGUAUACGAGGGAUUUAAUAUUAUUAUGAGGCGUAAACCUAAGGAGAACAAUUUUAAAGCAGUUUUAGAGACUAUAAGGGAGCUUAUGAAUACUGAAUGCGUCGUGCCCGACUGGCUGCACGACAUAAUUCUUGGAUACGGUGAUCCUGGCGCAGCGUGUUAUUCUAGAAUGUCGGAUGAAAUUGCGACGAUGGACUUCAACGAUACAUUCCUUGACAUAGAUCAUCUACGAUCUAGUUUUCCUCAAUAUGAAAUCAAAACGGAUCCAGAGGACGAAGGAACUCUCGUGCGGCCGUUCCAGUUGACUUUCGAGGAUAUUCUAGCGAAACGUAACAAUGAACCGAUUAAGAAAAUUAUUAGAGUUAAACCACACGUACCGCCCAGUAGAGGUCCAUACAGAGCGAAUGAACCGAAAAAAAAUCAAAUCCCCUUUACGCCAACGCAAGUCGAAGCUAUACGAGCUGGAAUGCAGCCAGGUCUGACGCUCGUUGUCGGCCCGCCCGGUACCGGUAAAACGGACGUCGCUGUACAAAUCAUCUCGAAUCUAUAUCACAAUUUUCCCAAUCAGAGAACACUGAUCGUGACACAUUCCAAUCAAGCUCUCAAUCAAUUGUUUGAAAAGAUAAUGGCUCUCGAUAUUGACGAACGGCAUCUACUGCGUCUCGGUCACGGAGAAGAGGCUCUCGAGACUGAAAAGGAUUUCAGUCGCUAUGGCAGAGUUAAUUACGUUCUCGCUAAACGUUUGGAUCUGCUUAUGGAAGUUCAAAGAUUACAGGAAUCUCUGAACGUGAAGGGUGAUGUUGCAUAUACAUGCGAAACGGCGGGAUACUUCUUUAUGUAUCAAGUAUCCACGAGAUGGGAUCGCUUCGAAACCAAAGUUAAACAUAGACAGCACACGAGUGAUAAGUCCAUUUUAUCUUCCAUAGUCGAUGAGGAGUUUCCAUUCCACAAAUUUUUCGAUAAUGCUCCGCAACCGCUUUUCAAGCGGAAUUCAUACGAAGAGGAUCUCAAGAUUGCGUACAGUUGUUUCAGGUAUAUCGAAAGGAUAUUCACGCAGUUAGAAGAGUUUCGCGCUUUCGAAUUACUGCGAUCAGGUCUUGACAGGUCAAAAUAUUUACUCGUGAAAGAGGCCAAAGUAAUUGCUAUGACCUGUACGCACGCGGCACUUAAACGGCGUGAACUUGUUGACAUGGGUUUCAAGUAUGACAAUAUCCUCAUGGAAGAAUCUGCGCAGAUUUUAGAGAUAGAGACUUUUAUACCGUUGCUACUGCAAAAUCCCCAGGAUGGAUACAAUCGUUUGAAACGUUGGAUAAUGAUAGGAGAUCACCAUCAGUUACCGCCUGUCAUUAAAAAUAUGGCCUUUCAAAAGUAUUCGAACAUGGAGCAAUCUUUGUUCGCAAGAUUUGUGAGACUGGGGGUUCCCACGGUUGAUCUUGACGGCCAGGGUCGUGCCAGGCCAAGUAUCUGUAAUCUCUAUAAUUGGCGAUACAAGAAAUUGGGCAAUUUGGCGCAUGUGGAACGUAGUCCUGAGUAUCUUGUAGCGAACGCCGGUUUCCUGUACGACUUCCAACUGGUAAAUGUCGAGGAUUUCAAUGGCGUCGGUGAGAGCGAGCCUAGCGCUUACUUCUAUCAGAAUCUCGCUGAAGCCGAAUACUGCGUUGCAGUGUUUAUGUUUAUGCGCCUGUUGGGAUAUCCGGCUGAUAAGAUCAGUAUACUAACCACGUACAACGGUCAGAAGCAUUUGAUAAGGGACGUGAUAAACAUCCGUUGCGCAAAUAAUCCUUUAAUAGGUCGGCCGAACAAGGUGACAACCGUUGAUAAAUAUCAGGGUCAGCAGAAUGAUUAUAUUCUAUUGUCUUUGGUGAAAACGCGCGCGGUUGGUCAUCUGAGGGACGCGAGACGUCUGGUGGUGGCAAUGUCGCGCGCUCGUCUCGGUCUUUACGUCUUCGCUCGUGUGUCCCUCUUCAAGAACUGCUUCGAGCUUACGCCGGCAUUCGAUCAACUGAUGCACAGACCGUUGAAGCUGCAAUUACUGCCGCAGGAACUAUAUCCGACCGAGCGACUGAACAAUGCCGUGCCUUCGAUGGUCCCAACGGAAAUUGAGGAUAUGCCGCAUAUGGCUAAAUUUGUUUACGAUUACUACAUGGAGAAAGUCAGCGGAAUGAAGGGGUCGCAGAAAAUGUGGCAGAAGCCAGGAACCAUGCAAACAAUGGGCAGUCCGACGCAUAAGAUUCCUGCUCAUCCAGGUGCCGAUGACGACACCGAUGAAGAAGAGGAAGGACUUAAUCAAGAAGACGUUGAAAUGAAAGAAUCUAAAAAAGAAAAUAUAGAAAACAAAUACGAGACCAUAAAGAAUUUAGUCGAAGAUCCUCCGAGUGACGUAGAAGACGACCGCUGAAUUGAUUACGCCAUGAUAUACUAUGCUCGCACGCAAGGACUGAUACGUUAGUACGAAAUAAAAUAAUCAAUUUUACAUCUUGGAAAUGAAAUCAUUAUCUGCUUCAAGAUAUUGAUGUAUAUCGUAACUGUUAAUUGUCGGUUACCGAUCAAUCAUACAAUUAUACUAUAUCAAGAAUAUAUAAAAGCGUUUUACAGAGAUUACUAUUGUAAAAUAAUAUAUAGAAGUUUUCUUACAUACUUGUAUUAAAAUAAAUUAAGUGAAUGUUCUGUUAAUCGAUUAUCUCACUGAUUCUUUUUAAAACAUGCAUAUUUCAAAGAAUAGUAAUUGAAUGAUUUUAUGCAUUAUGAUGAAGACAUUAAUUUUUUAUUUUUAUGUCUCGAAGUAAUUAUAAUAAGAGAGUUUAAAAAGUC